This is a messenger RNA of Aegilops tauschii subsp. strangulata, 848 nucleotides long. Its product is annotated as alpha-amylase/subtilisin inhibitor-like. Gene Ontology annotation, molecular function: endopeptidase inhibitor activity. The record is from RefSeq and is a predicted model, not a curated record. Lineage: Eukaryota; Viridiplantae; Streptophyta; Magnoliopsida; Poales; Poaceae.
CUCAAAGAUAUCAAAGCACCAACAACUCAAGUACUCAACCACGUUCAUCUUUCAUAGCCAUGGACCGCUUUGUUCUCCUCCUCCUCCCGCUCUUGGCCUUGGCCAUGGCCUCCCAGCUGGCCGCACCGUGCGGCGCCGCUCAGGCGCAAGCGCAGCCGGUCUACGACACGGACGGCCACGAGCUAACGAUCGACAGCCUCUACCACAUAAUGCUACCAGAGAACGGCAACACGAGUGGCCGCUGUCUCAGCGCCGGCACUUGGUGGGCUUACGACUGCCCUCUGCACGCGGUCGCUCCGCGGUGCGGCGGGCGGUCCGGGUACCUGGGCAAGCCCGUGAUGAUCCAGGCGGCGGAUGCGGGCGCCGGCUACGCCCCCCGCCUCUCGAACGACGUUGUUUUGGCCUUCAACAGGACAUAUAACCGAUGCAUGAUGUUUCUCCAGUGGCGCAUCGAGGGUGAAUUCGAAACGCAUCAGCAACACGUGACGGUCGGCCACUUUAUAGGGGCGCCGGCGACUGUGACAACAGAGUGCGCGCCUGGAGUCAUAUGCAGGGAGCAGUCGUACCGGUUUCGUGUCGAGAGGCAUGGCACAGGGUACAAGCUGGUAUCGUGCUACAAGCCGCCAUGCCGUGAUGUGGUAUUGUACGAGUACCGCGGUGAGCAGUGGCUGACCAUACGGAAAGAAAAGGAUGGGCGCGAGCCUUUCAUGGUCGUGUUCAAGAAGUGCCCUUUUCCGUGCGUGGACCGCCGAAGGCCUCCUGCGUUCAUGUCUAACUAGACUCGUAUUCAUGUAGUUGCUCUUGAUCGAUCAAUGCCAAUCAUAAAAACUAUAGGUGUUUGGGACUAA